Molecule: messenger RNA, 1008 nt
Organism: Cantharellus anzutake
Lineage: Eukaryota; Fungi; Basidiomycota; Agaricomycetes; Cantharellales; Hydnaceae
Exons: 2
Coding region: 1-1008 (335 amino acids)
Source: RefSeq, a predicted model, not a curated record
AUGCCGACUGCACACCAGCAACCUAACCACACCGCAACCCCAGUGACCAGCACAGGCCACAAACGCAACAGAGAGGACUCCAUCACCUCCGAAACACCAGUCCCCCCCAGAAAAGAGCGAAAAAUGGCACAGACUGACCAAAGCCAAAUGCCCGAAACCAAUAGGGACGGCCCCUUCACGCCCACCCCCCCAGUCAAACCUGCAAUCAGAGUCCUAGCGACACAGACUCCCCCAGCAACCCCAAAUCUGACUGUAAACAGAACCCCCUCUCCGGAAGCCAUGGAGCUGUCUCAACCCCGCAGAAUCACGUACAUACCCUCGACCUCUCCUGAACCCGAACCAGCCCAUGCCAUGAACAUCACCCCCGCACCCGGACCCUUUGACAUGCCAAAUGACACCCUGGUCGAAUACAACACCUGUCCCCUCCCGGUUAACUUCGACUACAAAGUCCUAGGAAUGCACAGCUCACACCUCUGCCUCAACGUCACGGAUGAGGCCCUUGAAGCCUGGAAACAGAUUAACAACCACGCGGUAAUCAUCAUACCCACCUACAUGGCAUUCUCCCUCACGAAAAUGCAAGAGGCGAAAGACCACGCCUCUACCUUCAUUAAAAGGGCCUUCCCCGACUCAGCAAACUCCAUUAGCACCAUACCGGCUGCCAAUGCAAUUGACGCGCAAGGUGACGACCCGCUCCCCUGGGGAAUACUGGUAGAUGGCCUAACGCUCCGUGACACCGCCACCAUCCUACACCACCAAUUCUGGCUCUCUAAAGCCUUUAGCUUCAUUGCAUACCCCGCUUCCGACUUCACAUCUGAUUGGUUGGGGAACUGGGCUUUCGCAGCCACAACCAAAGACAAAGAAGCAGUCCAAACGUGCUUAAAGACCACCCUCAGCCACCCCUACUCGAAAAUAGGAAGGUACCUCAUUGAAAAUGUCCCCGACGAACUUGAAAGACAAGCCAUAAUAGAAUCGGCCCGAUCAAGUCCCCGCACCCCAAAGACGUCAUAA